Messenger RNA from Astyanax mexicanus (Mexican tetra), 10522 nucleotides. Its product is annotated as E3 ubiquitin-protein ligase TRIM62. Gene Ontology annotation, molecular function: protein binding; zinc ion binding. Gene Ontology annotation, biological process: innate immune response; positive regulation of canonical NF-kappaB signal transduction. The transcript has 6 exons. The record is from RefSeq and is a predicted model, not a curated record. NCBI's taxonomy places the organism in Eukaryota, Metazoa, Chordata, Actinopteri, Characiformes, Acestrorhamphidae. Bases 1751 to 3184 code for a protein of 477 amino acids.
UAAUAGCUGUACAGCUAAUUAACGUUAGUUAGCGAGCUAGUCAGCCAGGUAUAAAGCGCUGAAUUAAAAAUAAACAUGGAGAUUAAUAAACUAAGACCCUGCUGCUCAUUCAGAUGCCUGUCUUACCUAACUUAUCUGUAGUUAAAUGUAAACGCAGUGGCUGUGAGGAGCAGCAGGAGGAUAAAGUACAGCUACAGGCAGGGAGCUGGUCUAGUAACCUAGGUUAGCUUUCUAUCUAGCUAACUAACUAACUAACUAACUCACUCACCUAGCACUGUAUAUUAGCUUAUAGCUUUAAAGACGAGUCGUGGCUGGGUCUUCCAGCAUGACAAUGACCCGAAACCCACAGCAAGCAACGAAUCACAUCAUCGUUCGUAUCAUUAAUGUACAUUUUAUUGCAUUAAAUAGGGAUGUGCCAUAUCAUAUUAUACGCUAUAAUGUUGCCAACAUUUUUACAUUUCAGGAACGAUUUCAUACCCUGAAAUAUCGUGCCAUAUCACUCACCCCUAUUUAUCACAUUUGGCUCUGCUUUUUUGCUGUUUUUAGCAAAAUAGCUAUUUACUUUAGACUGUUCUUAUUUCCCAUUAUGUAUCUACCAGAUACAGAUUAUAUCUGUCCAGUAUCAUUUAUUUUACUUAAUUUUUUAAAUGUACAAAGAUAUAUAAAGAGCAUUAUUAGUGUCAUUACUUUUGGAUCACAAUCUGAUAAAUUCUUGUAUUUAUUUGGUAUGCCAGUUAGGAGUGUGCCAUAUCCAAUGCAAUAAUUUACUAAAUAAGUAUUUUUUAAAUUUUGUUUGUUAAUGUUUUUUCAAAGCUUUUUUUAAUGCUUUGUCAUAUCGCCAAGAGUAUUGUUAUCGCAAAGAUACCAUGAAAUAUCAUGAUAAUAUUUUAGGGCCCCCCCUUAGCAUGAAAUAAUUAUUUGAUACAAUAGACUAACAGAGCUGGAUGGUUUUGGAUGUGUAAAAGUAGACAGCAUUAGCUUUGACGAAGCUUUGAAGACGGGUCAUGGCUGGGUCUUCGAGCAUGACGAUGACUCAAGAUACACAUGUCUGUGCAGUGUAAGAGACAGAAUCUAAAACAUCAUGAUUUUGCCAGAAUGGCUUAUCAUACCCAAGAGCUAUAUUAGGUGACAUUGACAUGAGUGAGCUGGCCAGGAUUUGCACAUUUUCCCAACAGCUAGCAUUCAUUCCUUUCAGGGAAAAUGAAAGUAACUCACAGUCAUGGAUUGAUAUGACUGCUUUGUCUAAUAUUCCAGUUCCUUGCUUGCACUUUGUCAUAUUUGUCUGCUGUUAGCAGGUCAGUUGCUGUGAUUUUUUUACACAGUUUAGCUAGAAUUUAGCAUCUACCUAGUUUAGAAUCUGCACUUCCACAUGGAGGAAAUGGGGGCACUUGCAUCAGGAAGGAUCCCUCCCACCCAGCACACUCACUUCCUGUCCGGCUCCCCUCAGGCAGGAGGCUGCGGAGCAUCAAGUGCAAAAGUACAAGACUGAGAAACAGCUUCAUUCCAGAAGCUCAGGUCUACCAAAGAAACGGAAGGCAGGACAAUCACAGAAACAGAAGAAGCAAGGAUAAGAAGCUGAGACGGGAGUGAAAAGACAGAGGAAAGAACAUUUUUCAGUCCAGCGGUUUCAGUCCAUCUCUCGAGAACUUGUUAAGUAGAAGAUUUCCACAACACACAGACACACACACGGCUAGGCCAGCGCUGCAGUCUUUCAGUUCUCUGAAUACUGAAUGUACUGGCCCCUCCAUACAUGCAAAUGGCUUGUUGUCUGAAGGACGAGCUCCUGUGUUCGAUUUGCCUGAGCAUCUACCAAGACCCGGUGAGUUUCGGUUGCGAGCACUACUUCUGCCGAAAGUGCAUCACAGAGCACUGGAACCGGCAGGAGCACCACGGCACGCGGGACUGCCCGGAGUGCAGGAGGACCUUCACAGACCCGCUUCUCUCGCCGAGCCUCAAACUCUCCAACAUCGUGGAGAGGUACUCGGCCUUUCCCCUGGACGCCAUCCUCAACGCCCAGAGGAGCUCCUACCCGUGCAAGGACCACGAGAAGGUCAAGCUCUUCUGCCUCAGCGACAAAAGCCUGGUCUGCUUCUUCUGCGAUGAGCCUGCCUUACACGAGCAGCACCAGGUUACCACCAUCGACGAAGCCUUUGAGGAAAUACAGAGGGAGAUGAAGGAGCAGCUGGCGGCUCUGCAGGACAGCGAGAAGGGUCACACAGAGGCGCUGCAGCUGCUGCAGAGGCAGCUCACUGAAACCAAGUCUUCAGCGAAGAGCCUGCGGGCGACUAUCGGCGAGGCGUUUGAGCGACUGCACCGUUUCCUGCGCGAGAGGCAGAAGAGCAUGCUGGAGGAGCUGGAGUCGGACACGGCUCGCACGCUUACUGACAUAGAGCACAAGAUCCAGCGCUACAGCCAGCAGCUCCGCGACGUCAAGGAGGGCAUCCAGAUACUGCAGGAUAAGCUGAGCGAGACCGGCCGACACGAGUUCCUGGAGGGAGUGGCCCUCACCUCCGAUAGAAUAAAAGGGAAAAUACAUGAAACCAACCUUACUUAUGAAGACUUCCCCACGUCCAAAUACAUGGGGCCACUGCAGUACACGAUCUGGAAGUCUCUGUUCCAGGAUAUCUCCCCAGUGCCUGCAGCCUUGACACUAGAUCCCGUGACCGCCCACCAGAGGCUGAUACUGUCUGACGACUGCACCAUAGUGGCGUACGGGAACCUCCACCCGCAGCCGCUGCAGGACUCGCCGCGUCGCUUCGACGUGGAGGUAUCCGUGUUAGGAGCUGAAGGUUUCUGCGCAGGCGUCCACUACUGGGAGGUGAUGGUCUCGGAGAAGACUCAAUGGAUGAUUGGCGUGGCCAACGAGACGGUCAACCGCAAGGGCAGCAUCCAGAUACAGCCCAGCCGCGGCUUCUACUGUAUAGUCAUGCACGACGGGAACCAAUACAGCGCCUGCACCGAGCCCUGGACCCGCCUCAACGUCAAAAGCAAACUGGAGAAAGUGGGCGUCUACCUGGACUACCCUAAAGGUCUGCUGGUUUUCUACAACGCUGACGAUAUGUCCUGGCUCUACACCUACCGAGAGAAGUUUUCCGCCAAGCUCUUCCCGUACUUCAGCCCCGGGCAGAGCCACGCCAACGGAAAGAACGUGCAGCCCCUGCGGAUCAACACGGUGCGUCUAUAGGACCCAGCAGACUGAGCAGGCCAACUGAGCCAGGCUGAGAAUCUGAUUCAGGCUGAGAAAGAACAAUAGAUUUAUAUUCUGUCAUUUUUUCUUUUUUCCUUUUUUUUUUAAGAAAAAGCAAAAAAAAGAAAAGCCCAGGGUGUAUAAAGUUUAAUUUCUUUCAGUUCACUUUUAUUUAGGCACUUGCGUUUGUGGAAGUCUUAAAUGGUGAUGGAUAAAAGUUGAAACGUGAUAAAUCAGGCACUCUAGGGGUGGGAAUGUCAGGGCAGGUCACCUCACAAUGCAAAAUUAUCACGAUACGUCACAAGACAAUUAUAUACUUUACAGCAUCUGUGUUACUGAAGAGGACAAAAUAAUCAUAAAUAAGCAAAUACCAGGAUUUAUGGAUUUAUUAGGAUCAGUUUCACAGAAUUUGCCAACCACAAGUUUACCCUUUUUAUUUGAUUAGCACCAAAGUCAAACUGGGGAAGUUUAUACCACCUAUAGCUCUGGAAAAAAAUAAGAGAACACAUCAGUUUCUGAAUCAGUAAACUGCAAAUAGAAAAAGAUGUAGAGCUUUCAGGUCUCAAAAAAAUGCAAAGAAAACAAGUUCAUAUUCAUAAAGUUUUAAGAGUUCAGAAAUCAAUAUUUGAUGGAAUAAAUCUGGUUUUUAAACAGUUAUUAUGCAUCUUGCCAUGUUCUCCUCCACCAGUCUUACACACUGCUUUUGGAUAACUUUAUGCUGCUUUACUCCUGGUGCAAAAAAUUAAGCAGUUCAGCUUGGUUUGAUGGCUGUAGUUUGAUGGUUUUCAAUUUGGUGAAAUCAAAGAAACUCAUCAUUUUUAAGUGGUCUCUUAUUUUUUUCCAGAGCUGUAUAAUAAAAAAAAUAAAAAAAAGAUAUUGACCCCAUGCAUCGAUUUGUUACGGUACAAUCAAAAUGAAACAAUUAAUUGCGCUAUAUCGAUUUUUUUUGUCCUACCCCUAGUUGCUGGUUGACGUUCUUAUCUGCACCGUAGGUUCUUGUAUUGCUGUAGUGAGGAGGACUUCCACAGGAAAUAGGAAGUUGAAGGAAAUGAUUGCACACUUCUUCUAAGGAUCCGGAUCUCUGUAGGCUUUUUGUACGUUUAGUGUUGCUGGUCAUUUGUAAUCCUGCCGUGACCCUCUGAUCUCUCUCCCAGGGUCUCCCAGCUGCACACACACACACACACACACACACACACACACACACAAUGCUCUAACUCAUAUCCUCUCAGCCUCCAGUGGCCAAGUGCUCCCCCUCUCCUUCUUCCCCUCCGUUUUAUGGCUCCUGCCUCGGGAGAGAGCUCCUCCGCCGCAGCCAGAGAUGUGAAGAUGUGUCGCCUUCUAGUCAUUGUGCAAUCGGCUUUCGGCGUGUUCGUGGAAUGUCCAGUCCAGUACUGUACUGCUACACUACCAUUUCUUACAUUGUUCUUAUGAUUAAUAUGAUUAUAAUAUUAUUAUUAUUAUUAUUAUUUUGCACAAGUUGUUUUAUGUGCUUGUGCUUUGCUGGUGACUGAUAUGAAAGAUGAAAAUAUGAAAUAUAAAUGUUUUUUUUUUUAUGAAUUUUUCUCCCUUACACUCCCGUCUGUGCAGAGAACGGCACGUGAAUUCUUCUGCUCCUCAGGUGACCUUCAUCAGUGACACUUAAGUCAGUCUGUCAGUUAUUCAGUCAGUCAGUCAAUCUGCCACAAAGGACUUGAGUGACUUGAGUUCAGCUUCAGUCGUCCAGCAGUCCAGAUGUCCGACCGUCUGUCUCGUGUGCGUGUGUGUGUGUGUGCAUCUGCGAGAGUUCCAUUUAGAUUUAGUCCAAGUUAGAGCUGGGCAAUGUGAUGAUACUUUCGUUUCGUAUCGUGUUUUGAUUAGGGCUGCAACUAAUGAUCAUAAUUUUUUAGACGAUUAUUUUUUUGAUUAGUCAACCAUAAUUUCUGCCAUCUCUAAAAACAAUUAUAACAGCAGAACAUGAGGUUUAAAUAGCAUUUAAAUAUCUACAUGUUGUUUAAACAUGGAAAUUACUGAUAUUUAGUGAUUUAAUAUGUAAUCUGUUGUGUUUGGGCCACAGUCUAAGUCUCCUAUUGCGCUUUUUUGUCCCCAGCACUUUGCGUAUUGUGGUACUGUUACAAAUUAGCGAUUGGUCGACAAUUAAAUAUGUAGUUGACAAAUUUAAAUAAUCGACAUUGUCGAUUUUUAUAUCGACUAAUUGUUGCAGCCCUAGUUGUGAUAUUUUUUCAUUUUGUAUCGACAAUAUGCUUUUUUUUUUUGUGUGUUGGUUUGUUUUAAAGCAUAUCGAGAUAAUCAUCAGUGCUUAAUAAGAACAUACUGACUCAACUGCACAUUUCAUAAAAAAAAGUCAUUAAAAAUCAUCUUAAAGGAGAACACCGGUGUGAAAUUGACUUGGGCUGUAGUGAAACAUAUUAAUGAAUACAAACGUUUGUUCAAUAGCCCACCUCCAUUUUCCCCCCUUAUUCUGAAAUACAGCACUUUUAGCCAAUGCUCCCAACAAACUCAACAAUGCUGGUGAUGGGGGCAUAGAGUAGCCCAUGCAAAGAAAUCACUAUUUUUUACAAUUAACAAGCUCAAAGUAGCUCCACACUUCAUUAGUAGGAUUCUGAGAGCCCUCACAUUUAAACGAGGCACUGAAAGCUUUGAAAGUGUGCAGGUAGUUUAUAGUUUAUUAAAAACACUGUUUAUACACACACUACUUACUUACAAUACAAUACAAUCUUGAAAUUAAAGGCAUGAUAAGUCAACUGACAAGCACAAACAAAUAGGCUGGAUGGAUAAUGAACGGAUUGCAAGAUUAAUUCAGUGGAAAUGCAUGCAUGCAAUUCCAGAUUUUGCUGACUACACCAGGAUCCAGGCACCAGGAUCCAUGCUAUGCAGAGUCUCUCUCUCUCUCUCUCUCUCUCUCUCUCUAUAUAUAUAUAUAUAUAUAUAUAUAUAUAUAUAUAUAUAUAUAUAUAUAUAUAUAUGUCAUUAACAGUACAGUAAUGGCGGCGCUCAGAGCUGAAGCUGAAGCAUUAUAGGAUGUAAACAGUGUUUUAAAUAAGCUUCUUCUGCACUUUUUAAGUUAUUAAUGCCUCGUUUUAAACGUCAGGGCUCUCCUGAUUCUAGCAAGGAGAUGUGGAGCUACUUUAAACUGGAUAACGGUAGAAAAAGCGAUUUAUCUGGGUAAAUUAUGCCCUGUGUCACCCAGUCUGAAGGGUGUUUUUGGACAAACUGACGAGCACAAACAAAGAAGCAGGAUAGAUAGCGAACGAAUUGCAAGAUUAGUUCAGUGGAAAUGCAUGCAUGCAAUUCCAGAUUUUGCUGACUAUCAUUUUAACAAAAAUACAUUUCCUCUAUUUCCCUGGUGAUUUUUAUUGAUUGUUUUGCUACACAUUAUCAAAUUUAACAGAAUUAAAUGUACAGUUGGGUUAGUUUUUUAUUAUUAUUUAUUUGUGCACUGAUGAUAUCCUCAAUAUGAGUAACAAAAAUAUAGUGUUGAUAAUGUUACUGCGAUAAGAAAAUUGAUCACAAUACGAUAAAAUAUUGUUAUAUUGCCCAGCUCUGCUUGCUUCCCUUUACCCUUCUUUCUUUGUGUCCUGAUUUUAUGUUAGUUUAAUAUUCUGCACAUAGAAAAAUAAUGGUCAUGAGACAGUCAAAGGAUGUAUGUUAUAUGGUGGUUAAAGGACUGUCAGACGUCGUGUAUUUUUGCGUGUAUUUGUUGCACAUUUGUUGAUGUACAUAUUGCUGGUGAUACCACUACAUCUAGUGUUCCUUCUGUUCUUCAUGUUCCUCAUGUUUCUUGUGUGUUUUUGGCCUUCAGCAUAUAUUGUUUGUCAUGUAUUGUUUUUAUGUACUGGUAUCUAACCUCGUUUUACUCCAUAGUACCUUUCUUCCCACACUUCUUACUCCUUAAAGGAGAACUCUGGUGUAAAGUGGACUUUUGUUGUAGUAAAACAUAAAAAAAGUACUUUUGAUGAAUAGCCCAACUCUGUUCUCUCACAGCGUUCUGACACCAGGAGGCAGGCUAUGUGGAGUCUAUGUAUAUAUUUGUCUGUCAUUAUCAGUACAGUAAUGGUGGCGCUCAGAGCUAAGAAAAUAGGGUUAUGGGAUGUAAACAGUGUUUUUAAAUAAUCUUUUUCUGCACUUUUUAAGUUAUUAACGCCUCAUUUUAAAUGUUAGGGCUCUCCAGAUUCUAGCAAAGAGGUGUGGAGCUACUUUGAGCUGGAUAACUGUGGAAAAAAACUAAUUUUUGUCACUCAGUCUGAAGGGUGUUUGGACAAACUGUUAAAAUUUCUGGAUCUCAGAACCCUGUGGGAGAGCGUAGGUGUGCUAUUCAUCAAAGGUAAGAACUUUUUAACAUGUUUUACUACACUAAAAAAAAAGGACAUUUUACACUAGAGUUCUCCUUUAAGGCCAAUUUAUACUUCUACAGCAAACCUACGCUGUAGCCUACGUGUAUUCACCGAGAGCGCACUAAGCAGCAGAACGCGUUUAUACUUCUGUGUGUGCAUAUCAGUGGCUCUGCGUUGCUUUACAGUUUAAAAACGAGAAGGGGGAAUGUGUGGGUGGGAACACGAGGCCCGGCAGACCAGUCACAGCAGCGGCUGUCCUCGUUGUGUGACGUGUAGUUACAUUUCCAGCGAGGUGCGCAUCAAGCUAUGCUGUAGGUUUGAAGCAGAAGUAUAAAUUGGGUUCUCACUGCCUUCCCGAGGAUGUCUCAUUAGAACAGUCAGUGUGUUAAAGUGAGCAUCAGGCCAUCUGUCUUUCACUAUCACUUUAACACUGAAUCUGAUUAAGCAGAAAGUGUGCAAGAUGUUUGAUUAAUGUUUUUUUUUUUUUUUUCUUUUUAUGUAACCAAAGAGUGCAAAACCAUUCCAUUCCGUUUUAUUAUAAAAGAAAGAAAUAGUUCUGAUAAUAACAGCAACAACAACAAAAGAGGGCCAAAUAUUUUUAUGAACUGACCUUAAAUGACCUUAGCUGACCUUAAAACUGACCUUUCCAUGUAAAUAGUUCAAAUAGCUCAACUUCAGGUGAUGUUAAACUGUUCUCUUUUUGUUUGCUCUCUUGUUUGUUGUGAUGUUCUUGGUAAGAAAUGGUGAAAAUGCCUAAAGAUUCUGGAUUCUGCCACUAAAGUCUUACACAGUUGCUCUGCACAUAAACUGCUGAAGAACUCUAUACCUACGUCUCUGAACGCACUUUCCCACUUUUGUUAUUUGCCCAUGAAGGGAUGUUCCCACUACCGCAGUGUAAACAUUCGGUACACUGAUAUUCUCUAAGGUCCAAUUAUAAAGCGCAGCUCCUCUGUUCUAAUACUUCAGGGAGCUUUAGCAGUUUCUUUAUAUUUGAUAUUCUGCCCACGUCAGCAAUAACCGUUCUGCUAUAAUCAUUCUCUCUGCUUUUGCAUAGCAGAAUGGAGCUUUAUCUAACCAGCUAGAGAAUGUGUGAACACUGGACGCGAGAGUUAAUUAUAAAUUAGAAUUUGUCAUGUGACUUUAUGACUUUGGGAGGAGAGAGAGCAUAAAAAAGAUAAGGCUUGAAAGCUUUAAACUCAAGGUGUUUAGUCUAAUCUGACAUUAGUAAUGAGAUUUCAUUGGUAGUGUGAAUUUCCUACUUUUAAAUCUCCUGCAGCAGAUUAUUGGUUCAGUAUUAACCAUAUUGAACCCCAUUCCAGAUCAUUGCACAUCUCUCUACUGCUGGGAUCAGCAGCUCUGUUCCUGGAUAUCUGCUUUCUGAUUUGUAUCUGUUUUAAAUUUGUAUUGGGCGCAGGUGUUUAAUAGUGACAAACAAACAAAAUAGAAUAUCAAUGAAAAGUUACUUUAUUUCAGUAAUUCAGUUCAAAAUCUAUUAUAAAUGUUUAUUUUUUUUAUUGUUGAUUAUGACUUACAGCCAAUGAAAACCCAAAAAUCAUUGUCUCAGAAAAUUAGAAUAUUAUAUAAGACCAAUUGGUCUUUUUGGCUGUGUGGGCAGUGUGCCAAAUCCUGCUGGAAAAUGAAAUCUGCAUCUCCAUAAAAGUUGUCAGUAGCAGAGGGAAGCAUGAAGUGCUGUAAGAUUUUGUGGGAAAACAAAACUGCACUGACUUUAGACUUGAUAAUAAAACACAGUGGAUCAACACCAGCAGAUGACAGACAUGACUCUCUAAACCAUCACUGAUUGGUGGAAACUUCACACUAGACCUCAAGCAGUUUGGACUGUGUCUCUCUCCACUCUUCCUCCAGACUCUGCUCCCUUGAUUUACAAAUGAAUUGUAAAAUUUACUGAUGAUCAGUGAUGGUUUGGAGAGUCAUGUCUGUCAUCUGCUGGUGUUGAUCCACUGUGUUUUAUUAUCAAGUCUAAAGUCAGUGCAGUUUUCUUCUUCCCUUUGCUAAAAGACAACUUUUAUGGAGAUGUGGAUUUCAUUUUCCAGCAGGACUUGGCAAACUGCCCACACUGCCAAAAGUACCAAUUGGUCUUGUAUAUUAUUCUAAUUUUCAGAGACACUGAUUUUUGGGUUUUUAUUGGCAGUUAGCCCUUAUUAUCAGAACGCUUAAAAUAGAUAAUAUAGGAGUUUCACAUUUUGAACUGAAUUACUGAAAUAAAGUAACUUUCCAAUGAUAUUUUAUAUAUAUAUAUAUAUAUAUAUAUAUUUCAGAUUCUCUAGUAUAUCUGGCAUAAUCCUGAUACUCAAGACAGAUAAAGAGUACAGGUGUAUAUGGGGUCCAAGACUAAAAUCCAGAUUUUACAGAAACAGUGCCUUAGAAGGUUAAACAAGUAAAAAAAAAAAAAUUCCCACAGAAGCCAGUAUUAAUUACCUCUCUACCCCAAAGUCAUGAACUCAUGUGGUCAUAACAUAAUUCAGUAUCAGCUUUAAAGAACCAGUAGAUCAUCCCCGCUGCACUGAACGCUCCUUAAACACUGCGUUUGAGCUGCUGGUCUGAUACAGAACACACUUCCCCUUUUUUGUUUCAGUUCAUUCCCUAUCUUAUAUAUGACCCUCGUCCCUCUGCACUCCUGUUGGGUUGUGUGUGUUACUGUGUGUGUGCUGUCUGUCGUGUUGGUGUUUAAAGGUUAAGGCAGCACUGUGGGGACGCGAGAUGCUGCACCUGUAUAACGGGGACCGCUGCAGAGUCCGGCCACGUUUAUCUGAGGCAGCCGCCGGUUGUUCCUUUAUAUCGGGUGGUGGGAUACUUGAGAUAUAUAGUUAAGAGUUUACGAUGCGUAUUAAGAUGAUUAUAACAGUGAUGAAUAUGAUGAUUGUGCUUUUGGACGACGGACGCUUUGCUCCCAUCGUUGUGUAAAUGAACUCUGGUGAUGCUCUCGCUGCUAGAGGUUCAUGACAAAUGUUUUAUUGUACAAAAUAAAGAAUGGUGAAAUCUACAA